UAGCGAGUCAAGAAAUCCAGACAGUUUGUCUCUAUUCAUUCCAUAUUUUAAAUUAUAUAUUUUAUACUAAUUUAUUCAUAAUUUAUAUAUGAGAUGGAGUUAUAUAUUUCUAUGUUACCAUUUUUAACUAUUUUGUUACUGCCACACCCUUCACAAGGGAUCGAAAACUCUCCGUCCGCUGGAAAGGUGUGCAUGACAGUUGAACAUCUAAGACCUGCGGAUAACUCGACACAAUUUUACGAGUGUGCGCCACUCAAUGAGGAUGAAGUAAAAGGAUACGCGCUGAGCAAGAAAUACCUGGGUGUCUGGAACCUACGAGACUGUCCCAAGGAACACGAGUUUGACGAGCCGAAACAACGAUGUAUCGAGAAGAAGACAUUCAGAAGGCAACAAGUCGCUUGCGCACAAAAUGUUCAGGCAUCCGGAUGUGUCUCUGCUUGUCAAGCCCCAACCGCAGUUGCUAACCAGGGUAUGGAAUGUAAUUGGCGUUCGUCCCCACUUCAACAAGAUCCUGCAAGCAACGCAUACUUCUUCCAGUGCGUCCCAUCCUCGCCUACUGAAGGAUGUGGAGAAUGGACACGUAUGCAAUGCUCCCAAUCGACAGUUUUUAAUUCUGAUUUGAAUGUUUGUGUACCACUUGCCAUCCAGAACUCAUGUGAUAGUUCCACCCAACAGCCUGUUUGUAGCUGUUCUCAAGUUUCCAGCUCUUGCCCAGGAACUUCCCAAUGUCAAAACAAAGUUUGUUGCCAACAAACGGAUACUCUAAACUUGAACAAUUUGAUUCAACAUCAAGCUCCCCUCUGCCCCGGUUCAAAUGUGCCACCACUUGGUUCAUGCAACGAGCAGUGUCCGCAGUACUCUGCUUGUACCCCAGGAUUGGGAUGCUGCCCAGUUCCAGUGAAUGAGCAACCAACAGGAAUGAUUAAAAUUACUCUCUGCCCUGGCUCUUACUCCCCACCGUUUGGAGUUUGUGGAUCUUGCCCAUCUGGAACACAAUGCAACCAACAACUUCAAAUGUGUUGUCCUCUACAACAACAACCAUCCACAGAUAUUGUCUACAAUGUUGUACUUCUUUGUCCUGACGGAACACCAUCGACAACUUCUUGCUCCAAAGGAUGUGGGCCAAACAAUGCUUGUUUCCAGGGAGCUUGUUGCCCGAUUCGUUGCCCAGUUGGACAGAACGCUGUGGGAUUCUGCUCUUCUGGAUCUUGCGGAGUUGGAAGUUGUUACUCCAAAACAACAUGUUGUCAAGAGCCAAUUAAACUCCCGGUGUGCUCGAACGGCAUGAUUUCUCAAAAACGUUGCCUGGUCGCAGCCGAAUGUGGCCUGAACCUUGAGUGUUCAAACGGUGGGUGCUGUCCAAUACCGUUCUGUCCAAAUGGAGUAACAGCCCGUGGCCGAUGUUCUCAAGUGAACGGAUGUCCAAUGGGGCAAGCUUGUAUGGAAGGUCUUUGCUGUCCACUGCCAAAAUGCUCCAAUGGUAUAACAUCUCUCGGAAUUUGCACAAGAACCUUGGAUUGUGGUCGAAUCGGUGUUGACUGUAACAACGGAGCAUGCUGCCCACUACCAACUUGCCCGAACAAUAUUGCAUCGUCACAAAGAUGUUCGGGUGGAUGUACGAACUGUUGUCCAGUAGGACAGACAUGUAUGAACGGUGGUUGCUGCGAUCUUCCGUCGUGUCCAUCUGGUGGAUUUGCAAUUUCAAUGUGCACUGGGAAAUGUGGAACUGGCUUUGAAUGUGUGAACAGCGGUUGUUGUUCUCUUCCAAGAUGCCCAAGUGGUCUAAUGUCGGUUCAGAGGUGUGCAAUGGGAAUCGGGUGCCCACCAGGAAAUCAAUGCGAAAAUGGUGUUUGCUGUCCAAUGCCAAUGUGCUCCAGCGGAAGUAUUGCGUCGUCUGUUUGCGGAAUGGCUAACUCUUGUCCGAUAGGUUACAUUUGCGAAGGCCGCGGAUGCUGCUUGGAGCCACUUCCUUUGUGUCCAAAUGGAGGAAGAGCUUCAAUGAGAUGCUAUCGGGGAGCAGAAUGCCCACCAGGUUAUGGAUGCACUCCACUAGGAGGUUGUUGUCUUCUCUCAAUGGAACCAGUGUGUCCAACCAGAUCCAACGCAGUUUGCCAAUGCUCACCCAACAAUGUUUGUCCGUCAGGCGCGAGCUGUACUAUGGGCACGUGUUGUUCGAGCGGAAUAAGCCCUAUUGUCUCGUUCAGUGUUCCUGGCACAAGUUGCCAGAAUUCGAACCAGUGUAAUGGAUUCCAAAGCACGUGCGCACAAUGUGUUCAAGAAGUUUGUUCAUGUGUCAAUGGGGCAGCGUCGAAUGGAGCAACGUGUGAACAAAUGGCACCGACAGUUUUGACGUUGGCAAGAAACGGAUGUGAUCAAUAUGGUUCUCCAUGCAAAUUCCUUUUGUCGACAGCACGACGACGCCCACUUUUUGCACCGAUUGGCAAUAUGACUGAAACUCCACUGUUCUUCAACGUGGCAUCCAAAAGAAAAUGUGUCGCCAACAUUCAAAAUUUUGAUGCCGACUCAACAUGUCUUCCAAACGAAAAAUGUAUUGACGGAGAAUGCAGGAUGAAACUGUGGCCUGGAGAAUACGGUUGCCAAACCGACAUUGAAUGCCAGUCUAGAUGCCCGAACACCUACUGCGAAAAGAAGAAGAGUGAUAAAAAUGUUCCACAAUGCCAAUGCACGAAUGGAAUGCUUCUCUAUGGAAGAUGCUUCUCCCAGUGUCCACGAGGAUUCCACGAGUCUGGAGCAUUCUGUAUGCACGACGAUGAAGACAAAUUUUGGAUGGAUGCUGAAUCCCAAGAUAAUCUGAAAGCUCUUUUAAAUGCUGGCAAAUGUUGAUCUCAUGAAACGCCAAAAGCUCCGCUAUAAAUGUAUAUAUGGACUUAUAUGAAAAUGUAUUGAUGUUUAAUUAAUAUUAACAUGAAAUAAAAAUAUUUAUCCGC
This is a messenger RNA of Caenorhabditis elegans, 2948 nucleotides long. RefSeq names its product EB domain-containing protein (gene chtb-3). The record is from RefSeq and is marked reviewed. The transcript has 15 exons. The coding region runs from base 94 to 2844 and encodes 916 amino acids. NCBI's taxonomy places the organism in Eukaryota, Metazoa, Nematoda, Chromadorea, Rhabditida, Rhabditidae. Gene Ontology annotation, molecular function: chitin binding.